Molecule: messenger RNA, 1659 nt
Organism: Prinia subflava (tawny-flanked prinia)
Lineage: Eukaryota; Metazoa; Chordata; Aves; Passeriformes; Cisticolidae
Exons: 3
Coding region: 100-1659 (519 amino acids)
Biological process (GO): DNA integration
Molecular function (GO): RNA-DNA hybrid ribonuclease activity; nucleic acid binding
Source: RefSeq, a predicted model, not a curated record
UGUAUACCCCUUGACCAAGAAAGUAGGAAACUAUUUGCCUUUGAGUGGGAACAUCCAGAAAGUGGAAGAAAAACUCAGCUCACCUGGACUCGAUUACCGAUGGGGUACAAGGGGUCCCCCACUCUCUUUGGAAGUCAACUGGCAAAAGAACUGGAAAUCUGGACCAGAGAAGGGCAAGUACCAAGAGACCAAUAUUUAUUACUCCAGUAUGUAGAUGACAUUUUGAUUGCAACAGAGGAAGAAAUGACCUGCAUAAAGGUAACCAUUGAGAUCUUAAAUUCAUUAGGAAUGGGAGGGUAUAAGGUAUCCAGAGAAAAAGCACAAAUUGCCCAACAGACUGUGAUUUACCUGGGAUGUGAAAUCUCACAAGGGCAGAGAAAACUGGGUACUAAUCGUAUUCAAGCUAUCUGUGCUAUUCCAGAGCCCCAGAAUCUACACGAGCUGCGGAUCUUCCUCGGAAUGACAGGGUGGUGUCGCCUGUGGAUCAUGGACUAUGGACUGAUUGCAAAACCCUUGUACGAGGCUCAGAAGACGCAGCCAUUCACCUGGGGCAAACCACAGAAAGAGGCCUUCCAGAAGUUAAAGGAAGCACUGACAACUGCUCCUGCUUUGGGGUUACCUGAUCUGUCUAAAGACUUUCAGCUGUACGUGCAUGAAAGGCAGCGACUGGCACUGGGAGUCCUGACCCAACGACUGGGAAGCUGGAAAAGGCCGGUGGGUUACUUUUCCAAACAACUCGACAACGUAAGUGCCGGAUGGCCUUCAUGUCUGCGGGCAGUGGCAGCUACCGUGCUGCUGAUACAGGAAGCCAGGAAGCUCACAAUGGGAAGACACAUAGAUGUCUAUGUUCCACACAUGGUAACUACAGUCCUGGAACAAAAGGGGGGCCAUUGGCUCUCUCCAAGCCGGAUGAUGAAGUUUCAGGUAACCCUGACUGAGCAGGAUGAUGUUGCACUAAAAACAACUAACCUCUUGAAUCCAGCUCUAUUUCUAGGUGCCACAGCUGAGGAAGGUCCAUUAGAGCAUGACUGUCUAGAAGUCAUCGAGCACACUUAUUCAGCAAGAACAGAUCUGAAGGAUGUCCCCCUGGAGCAACCAGAGUGGGAACUCUUUACAGAUGGAAGCAGCUUCAUGGAGAACGGAGCCAGAUACGCGGGAUAUGCGGUAACUACAAUUGAUGUAGUAAUAGAGGCAAAAUCACUACCACCUAACACGUCUGCACAAAGGGCAGAACUAAUCGCAUUAAUCUAUGCCUCUGCCCACACAAGGGAGAAGGCCACAGAUGUCAAAAAAUACCUAGUGCAGGCCUUCUCCAUGCUGGGGAUCCCCAAGGUCAUCAAAACUGAGAACAGGCCCACCUAUGCCUCCAAGGCCUUUGAUGAGUUCCUGCAGCAAUGGGGAGAAGAGAAUAAAAAGGGCAUCCCCUACUCCCCCACAGAUGAGGAAAUUACCAGGAAGGCCACGUUACAAAAUUGGACUGCCAUUGACUUCCUCCUUCUCACACAUGGCCACGGGUGUGAGGAAUUCGAGGGUCUCUGUUGCGUCAACCGAUCCUCCAAGAGUAAAAGCAUCCACGCUUCCAUUGGAAAAAUGAAGACCCUGAUUGGAGACAUCAAACAAGAAACCAAAGACUGGAUGGGCAACAUCUUUAAGAACUGA